UCAGUGGGCCAUGAAUAUGGCCUUCGCAGAGUUCGUUAACAAACUCGACUAACCCAGCCCCUGAUCAAUUUCUGCGUGAUUGUGUACAUGGAUAAUAUUUUGGUCUUUUCAAAAACACACGAGUACCACGUGGAACACAUUGAGUGGGUUUUGCAUGCACUGAAAGAUGCGGGGUUCAAAGUGGCCUUGGAGAAAAGCGAGUUCUUCUUGUCGGAGAUCUCAUUCUUGGGGUACAUCGUCACGGUCGAUGGACUAAAACCAGAUCCGAGGAAGAUGGCAGCAGUUCAAGACGCCCCGGCGUCGGUCACACUCACCCAGGUUUGGGCGUUUCUAGGGCUGGCAUCCUAUUACCGACGCUUCAUCAAGGGGUUUGCCGGCAUAGCGAAGCCCCUCACGAACCUGCUGAAGAAAGAGGAACAACUGAUCUGGACGCCGGAACGCGAAGCGGCGUUUCAGGCGUUGAAGGAGGCUCUGACAUCUACUCCUGUGUUGGCGCGCCUCGACCCGACAAGACCGUUCGCACUGUACACAGACUGGCAGCCUCAGGCGAUAUCGGCGGUGCUGACUCAGCACGGCAAGGACGGAAGGGAGCACGUCAUUGAGUAUGCGUCCAAGAUGCUGAGCCAGGUGCAGGCUAAUUACGAAGCAUGCAAAGGCGAAUGCCUGGCGGUGGUGUGGGGGAUUCAGAACUUCCUACCUUAUCUGUAUGGCCAGAAAUUCGUGCUGGUAACGGAUCAUCAGCCGCUGCUGUCCCUACGCAACAACACGGACUACACGGGGACUUUGGGCAGGUGGGCGGUGCAUCUGCAAGACUAUGACUUCGACAUCCGCCACCGUGCCAUGCGGCAGCAUGGUAACGCCGAUGGAUUAACGCGCCUUCUGCCGCCCAACAAGUGUCCCACCAACGAGCGACUCAUUCCGUGGAGGCCAGAAGUCGCGGCGACGAAACCACACUACGGGGAGCUACAUGUGCUUUGGAGCAGGAUAAACCAUCGCGAGACGGAGCAUGAGCCCCUCGAGCAUUUCCAGACGCCGCUUGCAGAUCGCCUGUUGCGGCAUCGGUUCAAUGAGGAGAGGCAGUUGCGGUACGACAUUCAGCAGGUGAACGUGCCGGCGCCCGAGGUUGCGGAUUUGGCGGCAUACUCGUUGCUUUGCGAUCGGCUGACGUAUGCGGGGGUGUACGUGGACGUGACGCAGUUGCCUGGCCGGGAGACGACCCGAGUAUUCAUUGAGUUCCGCGCGCUCCAGGUGGCACCCAAUUUCGUGCACAGCGUCGCCACCUUCAUCGGAGACUUGACGAUCCUACCACAGCCGAAUCGGGAGCCGGCGCGCAGCUUUGUGCGCGAGUACGCGGUGGAAGCGGCCAGAUCAGUGGCCAGAUUGCAAGGACAGGGGGGACACCGAUUCACAGCUCACGAGGUGCUGCUGCGUAGGGCAGAGGACGGACCGAUUGCAUUGCUCACGGAGGGCCCUUAUCCCAUGCGCGAGUUCUCAGAGUAUUUAGUGGAGCUAAUUGACGUGGAGCCGCUGCCUUUCGCCGACGAAGACGCAUGGGAGUUGCACCGGGCGUUGUACAAGUCGGUGACGUUGGGGAUGUUCCGGUUCUUCGUGGAGCACGAAGACCACUGCAUCGGGGAGCACUUCGUCGUCUACUACGUCAUCACGCGGCCCAAACCAGCGGAGAAUGUAGGGACGGUCGCGCUGUACCCAUUCGCCCAGCUCCAGACGAUCGAUCCGGGAUUGUUGGAGCUCAUACACCUUGAGCUCCUCUCCAUUGCGCAGGUGAUCACGAGCGAGGAGGAGGAGAUCCAACCGCGAUUGCGGACGGCGACGGCCCCACGGAGAACGUACAACGCGGUCGUCAUUCCGGAAUACAUUGCGCAGCGCGCGGAGAGAUUGGAGGACUUCCCGGAGGAAAGGCCGUUCCGGCCUUCCUCGUCGUAUCCCCGACCGGCGCCACCGAAGGCCCCCAAGAAAACGCCGAAGAGGAAGAGACGCCACCCAUCGCCAGGGGUGCAAGGCAGUAGGAUCGGCGGCGGGGAGGAGGUGAUUCAGUCCGCACGUCCGUGGAAUCCGGACCCCGUGCCUGGGAGUGCGGCGAUGCUUGUUAAGGAGGCUGUCGUGCCAUCGCCGCCCGUUCCGCGUGCGCCCGAUCUCAACCUUGAUGGAGCCGGGCCAUCAUCAUCAGCAGCAGCCAGAGGAGGAAGCCGAAUGGGAUUACCGGAUCCCAUAUCCAGACCCCCCAUCCUCGCGGGACCUCUCUGUUCCCGCCAGCCACCCCGGGGUGCCCCGGUCAUUGACAUUAGUAGUUCAUCCAAGCCGGACGGUCCAUCCGACCGAGGUGGACUUCAUGGUGGACCCCGCCACCAUCAGGCUCCAGGCCAUCGCGGGGGCGCCGCGCCCUAAUCCGGCGUGCGAGCCAUAUCUGAC
Messenger RNA from Chara braunii, 2430 nucleotides. Lineage: Eukaryota; Viridiplantae; Streptophyta; Charophyceae; Charales; Characeae. The record is from the annotation of a GenBank genome assembly.